AUGUCGAAUAAACCUCCCACCAAGGUCAACGGCGGCCUGACACUGCCGUUCGACAUCUCAGUCGCCAACUCCAUACCCACACAGGCCCGAAUCCCAUCCAUCAAAGCCGACAGUCUGAUCGAGAGGAUUGGCACGCCGCGCGCCAACGCGGCAGUGUCAACCACCUCACCAGAAGGGGACCAGGAAUACACGAGGCGGUUCAAGGACUACACGGUCCUGCAGCAACACGUCCUGUUCUGGGACCGCGACGCCGACGGCCAGAUCUACCCGUGGGACACGUACACUGGGCUCCGCGAGCUGGGCUUCAACAUCGCCUUCUCGCUCCUGGCGCUGCUCACUAUCCACUCGGGCUUCUCGUAUCUGACGCGACUCGGGCAUUCGUGGCUGCCGGACCCGCUGUUCCGGGUGUACGUCGGCUCGAUCCACAAGGCAAAGCAUGGGCCAGACAGCGAGACGUACGACAGCGAGGGGCGUUUCCGGCCGCAGCAGUUUGAGGGCAUGUUUGCAAAAUAUGACAAGAGCGGCGACGGCACCCUCACCUUGACGGAGUUGUUCGAGCUGAUGCACGGAAACCGCAACGUCAUGGAUCCUUUUGGGUGGGGCGCCGUUCUGUUCGAGUUCGGCACAGCCUGGCUCUUGAUACACAGGGACGGCAAAUGCCACAAGGAGGACGUCAGAGGGAUAUACGAUGGGUCCAUAUUCUGGCGCAUCCGUGAAGAGCGGACGAAAGGCCACGGGUGGAAUCAGGGCUGGGGCAUUGGAGGCGAUCGUUUCGUAGGCAGUGUCAAGGUCUAA
Messenger RNA from Diaporthe citri, 795 nucleotides. RefSeq lists its product as uncharacterized. The record is from RefSeq and is a predicted model, not a curated record. Lineage: Eukaryota; Fungi; Ascomycota; Sordariomycetes; Diaporthales; Diaporthaceae. The transcript is spliced from 4 exons. Bases 1 to 795 code for a protein of 264 amino acids. Gene Ontology annotation, molecular function: calcium ion binding; monooxygenase activity.